GUGGCACCGUCAUUUCUUCGUCGGCUUCGGUGUGGAAGUGACUUUGGUGCGUGCAGUUCUUCCCGGCGCGAUCCGUUUUUGAGAGUUCAGUUUCUUCUUGGCGGUAGGAGGCAGUGGUCCACUUCUGGCCAAAACGGGAGGGACCCGCCUCGAAAAGCUAGGCUAGAAGAAAAGAAGCAGCAGAAAAAAAGUGAGCACAGAGUAGGGAAAAAAGUAGCAUAGGAGCAGAGUAGCACCAUUUUUGGAUGGCCCCUUUUCGGUUCAGUUCUGUCUGGUUUCUCUUUGGCAAUCUUAAACCAAAAAUCUAAAUCAAAAAGGAUGUAACGAGAAGUUUUGGCUUUUGGAAUACAGAAAACCUAGUGCAAUAAUAGCAAAAUUUACAACAACAAAAAAGUGCAUUUUCCCAAAACAAAAAAUUCAAAAUUAUUCCACUGUAAGAAAUUACAAAAAAAAGUUACCGUGCGUCACAAUCGGAACGACGAGCAAACACCUAAUCGGAAGCAGUGCAAUUGGAGUGUGAAUUGAGUGAAACAAAGUCAAAAGCAAACCCAAAGCAAAAUGUUUUCGAUUGAAUCAAUUUUAAAGUCUCAAAUCUCCCAGAGGUAGUGUAGAUAAGAUUCCAGGGGUAGCACACAGAACAAAUGAAACAAAACAAAAAAAUGUCAAACUACCUAUGUAAGGUCCAAAUCGAAACAACUGAACCUACUAAAUCGAUCAAAGCAACCAAACCAUUUUUCGAGGUUAAAUUGUUAAAUACUAAUCAAACCACGACAAAAUAAUAAAAAGCAACCAAAACAAAAUAACUAAAAAAAAUUAUCCACUAGUGCCAAAACCAAAAAAAAACACACGGGAUAACUAAGCGGGAUAUGAUUUUUGUGUUUCACGCACGGCAUUUGAUGAAGACUCAGACCCCGACGAGGGGUCGCCCAAUGUUGUUUGCUAGUAUAACCACUACUACCACUACCACUAGUACUGCAGAAUUCGGUAGCACUCUGCCCCUACGAUCGCUCAAGCGAACGCUAGUAGCGCUACUACUACGGCCAAACAAGCAAUCGAACGCUGUCGAGAGUCAGAAUGCAGAUCCAGCACGUCCGGGACCUGUGUGCCGUGCCGGGGGCAGCAGCAGCAGCCGCAGCCGCAGCGGCCGAACUCAACUGCACCGGUGAUAUCCUGUCGGUGCAGAACCUGCUGCCACAGUUGGGGCCACCCGAGAACAAACCGCACCAGUGCCAGCAGUGUCUCAAGAGUUUCUCCUCCAACCACCAGCUGGUGCAGCACAUCCGGGUCCACACCGGCGAGAAACCGUACAAAUGUUCCUACUGUGAUCGCAAGUUCAAGCAGCUGUCGCACGUCCAGCAGCACACCCGGCUGCAUACCGGUGAACGGCCCUACAAGUGCCACCUGCCGGAGUGUGGUCGGGCGUUCAUCCAGCUGUCGAACCUGCAGCAGCACUUGCGCAACCACGAUGCCCAGGUGGAGCGGGCCAAAAGUCGACCCUUUCACUGCAAUCUGUGCGGCAAGGGUUUUGCGACCGAGAGCAGCCUGCGGACCCACACGGCCAAGGAACUGCAACUUCAUCUGGGAGUCCUUCAGCAUCACGCGGCCCUGAUUAGCAACUCCAACAGCGUUACGUGCAAUGUCUGCAACAAGGUCUUCCUGGGCGUGGAAGCACUCAACGAACACAUUAAGUACUCGCACAAAGAAGUGGCUGACUUCAGCACUAAAUGUCUUGAGGAACUGAAACAUAGAAUUUCUUACCCCACGUCUACUACCACUACAGUGAAGCGAAGGUUAGCGAACCAUCCGUGUCCGAUCUGCGGCAAGCACUACGUGAACGAGGGAUGCCUGCGGAAGCACCUGAUGACCCAUCCGAGGACGCCGGGUGGUGCCGGGGCAGCUGGGUCGGCGGCGGCGGCUGCUGCCAUUGCUUCGAUGGGUGGUCCCGGGGGGCCGUUCCGGUCCAACCUGCAGAUGUGGCCCUGUUCGGUGUGCCAGGCCGUGUUCACCCAUGAGUCGGGCCUGCUGACCCACAUCGAGCACAUGAAGAUGGACCCGAAGCAUCAGUUUGCGGCUCAGUACAUGUUCACGAAGGCAGUGGUCGAGCAACGGGAGAAGGAAUCGAACGCCGUCCUGGGUGCUAUGGGAGGGGCUGGCGGUGGCGGCAUUGGUAGCGGUGCUGGUGGACCCGGAGGACAUGGCCUUGGAGCCCUGGGUGCCAUCGGGGGCCAUGGAGGCAAUGGGACUGGUGGUGGUCCUUCGAACUCAAUGGGCUCGAUCAAGGAGCUGACCCACAGUAGCAUUUCGCCGUUGCAUUAUUCGGAGAACUCUUCGACCAUGGGAUCGGAGAAGAAUGGCGAAGGUGGCGGUGGUGGAGGAGGUGGAGGAAGCUUCGAAAACCAUCGGUUAGCGGCAGCUGGAUUGACAGGGGCCGGACCUGGCAAUCCAUUUGGGGUAGUUCCGGGCGAUAACAACAAUAGUCAGUUUUCACGGAUGAUGAUGUUGCAGGAACCAAAGUUCGAUCCGGAUAUGAUGCUUCCGACGGAUGGCACUCAGUCUGUGGUCCAAGCAGCAGUCGUUAAUCUGGCCACAGCAAUGCGCAUUGGACAGUCGCUCAAGAACAAUUCGAUACAUCACGGUGAACACCCAAUGGGUCAGCCCAAUCUGGGUCCGUUGAAAAAGAAAAGUAAUUUCAUUGGUUUUAACGAAAUGAAGUAUCCAUUGGUAAAUCGGCAGAACUAUCCUUCGCCGGAUGACCAUCAUCCGGUGGGUAGUCCUGGGGGUGCUGGAAGUUUGGGUGGUGGAGGUGGUGCUGGUCAAAAUCCGUGUGGACCCACAUCGGAAACGGCGAUACGAAUCCAACAGGCCGAGGCUAUUUUGCGAUCCCAGGCUGAAGCUGCUCUAAGGUUGGCCGUAUCCCAGGCUCAAGCAGUUGUUUCCAGCAAUUCCGGUACCGUUGGAAUAGCUGGAAAUGGUCCUGGUGGAAUGGGAAUAGGCGGUCCCGCUCAUCUGGGACCCCUCGGAAACCCUCUGCUGGGCAAUAGGUGCAAUAACGAAGAGAGAAACGAAAACUGCCCUCCCUUUGAUCCUAACGGGGAUCAUCUGCGAGCGGCCAUGAGGGAACAUCAUGCCCACCAACAGCAGCAGCAACAACAGCAGCAACAACAACAUCCCCAACAUCAUCACCACCAGCAACAACAGCAGCAGCAGAAUAACGACGAGUGCCAUCAAUUCUCGCAAAGUCCGGUGCCGAGAAACGGCCUGGACCUUACCGACGAGUUCCUAAAAAGUGAAAACGUACUGAAAGGAUGAGAGUAGAUGUAAAUUUUGAUGCCAUAUUAUAUUUAAUUUAAAUCAAUAUAUUGAAAACUACAGAAAACAAAGAAAAAUCAACAACCGCCACAGUCGGUUACAAAAGAUGAAAACGAAUGAGAAAAAUAAAGAAAAAACGAAAAGCGGUGGAAGAAACCCAAUGUGGGUGUAGUUGAUCGUUUGAGGGUGGGGAGUAGCAAAAAGGAUUUAAAGAAAACAAAACAAAAAUCACAAACACAAAUUUGAAUCUAUCAGCAAAAAAGAAGAAAACAAAUGCAAAGUAACACAAAGAACAAGAUUAAUGAAUCCACAAUACAACACAUUGAUUAUUAUACGAUAAUCUGGGACUUGAAUGUGUGAAUCAAUAACUAAAUGAUAAAAUAAAAACUGAUGCAUUAUGACAUAUUAA
Uranotaenia lowii is the source of this 3718-nucleotide messenger RNA. RefSeq lists its product as uncharacterized. Lineage: Eukaryota; Metazoa; Arthropoda; Insecta; Diptera; Culicidae. The record is from RefSeq and is a predicted model, not a curated record. Gene Ontology annotation, cellular component: nucleus. The coding region runs from base 1075 to 3309 and encodes 744 amino acids. Gene Ontology annotation, molecular function: DNA-binding transcription factor activity, RNA polymerase II-specific; RNA polymerase II cis-regulatory region sequence-specific DNA binding. The transcript is spliced from 6 exons. Gene Ontology annotation, biological process: regulation of transcription by RNA polymerase II.